Molecule: messenger RNA, 852 nt
Organism: Panicum virgatum (switchgrass)
Lineage: Eukaryota; Viridiplantae; Streptophyta; Magnoliopsida; Poales; Poaceae
Product: disease resistance protein Piks-1-like
Exons: 2
Coding region: 235-651 (138 amino acids)
Molecular function (GO): metal ion binding
Source: RefSeq, a predicted model, not a curated record
CCCAAGUCUUCGCCAUGACUUGGACUGCAGUUCGUGCACAUGCAGGCAUGCAGCUACUGCUCCACCUCUGCAGUGUGCAGUAUUUAGCUCCGCCGAGGGCCUCUUCCUCCCACCACUGCAUCCCUCUGCUUCCUUCCAGUCUUCCGGCUCGCCUCCUUGGUCCACCCCAUCCAGGCGGCGUUUCGAUUCUGAAGCUUGCAGAGCGCCUCGCCCGGCCCGGUGGAAGAAUCGGCAAUGAAGCAAAAGAUCGUCAUCAAGGUGGAGAUGCCGUGCGACCGGUGCCGCUCCAAGGCGCUGUCCCUGGUGGCCGCCACGGGCGGGGUCCACUCCGUGGCGCUCGCCGGCGACGCCCGGGACCAGGUCGUCGUCGUCGGCGACGGCGUCGACCCCGUCAGGCUCGCCAGCGCGCUGCGCAGGAAGGUCGGGCCCGCGGAGAUCGUGCAGCUCGCCUCCCAGGCCAAGGACGAAGGCGGCGACAAGAAGGACGCCGCCCCCGUCCCCGCCGGCGUGCCGGCCCAGUACGCGCCGACCGCGUGGUACUACCAGCACCCGCCGCCGCCGCCGGUGAGCGUCGUGUGCGAGCCCCCCGCCGCCGGUUACGCGUAUGGGUACCAGGCGCGGGCCGACGACGAAAGCUGCUCCAUCAUGUAGAGAGCCUAAGUACGGAUUCCUCUGUUUUGAAGCGACGGCCGACGACGGUCGACGGGUGGUUCGACGUGGCUAGUAGAGUAUUUCUGGAGGGAAAAAAGAUCGAAACGGUGUAGACUUUUUUUUUUGAGAGGAAUGUAGGCUUGUUUGGGCUUUGUUAAAUGUUGAUCUAUCUUUGUUUUUCAUAAAGGAAAAAAUCAUUUU